UUUUAUUUGCUUUCUUCUUUCUUAUAUAUUUUCAUUCACCGGCCCUCGAUCAUCGUUUUAUUUUUCUACUCCGGCCGAGUCCGUCUCAACGCCGCCGUCUAUGGUUCACAUCCAACCAAUUCAAUUCAACAGCCCGGCGUGUUCUUGCAUUUGUCGAGACCAUGCAUGGCGUCUGAAUGUUUAUGGUGAGGCUGAGAGGAUGCAAAGUUGAACAUUAAUUCUGAGUAAAAAAAGGGCUGCACUUUGGAUCUGUUGUCAGCAUUGAAUGAAAAAAUAAAAAUGGUUUCUGAUGAUGAAGAUGGGGCUACUACUCACAGCACCAGCAGCAGGUUUGACUGCAACAUCUGCCUAGAUUCUGCCCAUGAUCCUGUGGUCACUUUUUGUGGUCAUUUGUACUGCUGGCCUUGCAUUUACCUUUGGCUAAGCACCUCCAAUGAACACCCUUCUCACCACCCCAACUGUCCUGUUUGUAAGUCUUAUAUCUCUAAAUCCACCCUCGUCCCUCUUUACGGCGACGGUGUAUCAUCCUCGUCAUCAUUCUCGUCCUCGUCCUCGUCCUCAUCAUCAUUCUCGUCCUUGUCCUCGUCCUCGUCCUCGUCGUCUGACUCUGAGUCCAAGAAGCACCAGCCGAACAUACCUCAAAGGCCACCAGCUCUUAGUGUGGGGGUGGUACAUGAUAAUCCCGAUGAUCCGCCACCGCCGCUUCCAUCAGAGCCGCCGCCAUACUUGCCUCAUUCCUUUCGGGGCAGCCAUGAUUCAACCCGGGCUGGCAUUGGUGGCACAGUCAUUGCCGGAUUCUUUAACCCCACCAUUGGGGAAAUGUUUUCUGCAGCAAUGUUUGGCAGCUACGAUGCAAACUUGUUAUUGGCUUUUCCAAGUCUGGAUCCAAGGAUAAGGAGGCAAGAUAUCAUGGCGGGCAGAUCACUUCAUAGAUUAUACAUCUUUCUCGUGUUUUGCCUCAUUUUGUGCCUUCUUCUUUUUUAAUUAAGGAUGUUU
Cuscuta europaea is the source of this 996-nucleotide messenger RNA. NCBI's taxonomy places the organism in Eukaryota, Viridiplantae, Streptophyta, Magnoliopsida, Solanales, Convolvulaceae. The record is from the annotation of a GenBank genome assembly.